Impatiens glandulifera is the source of this 697-nucleotide messenger RNA. RefSeq lists its product as uncharacterized. Lineage: Eukaryota; Viridiplantae; Streptophyta; Magnoliopsida; Ericales; Balsaminaceae. The record is from RefSeq and is a predicted model, not a curated record. The coding region runs from base 75 to 497 and encodes 140 amino acids. The transcript has 3 exons.
UUUCAGUGGUUGCUUUCUGGCCCCCCAAGACCUUCUUCUUCUUCUUCCACCCAGCAGCAUCGAGCAGCCAGGAAAUGGCUAUGGUCGUUACAGUUGCGAGAUUGCCAUACUCGUCUGCGGUAGAUAUAACACGACGAAGAGCUAGGUUGGUGUUCAAUUCACUGUCUGCUAAGUUCACGUCUUCUUCUUCUUCUUCGUCUGCUUUCACUUCAAGAAAACUCGUUCUGUAUUCUAAGCCCGGCUGUUGUUUGUGCGAUGGUCUCAAAGAGAAACUUCACGCUGCUUUCUCUCUAUCAUCACCUGAUCCACUUCACGACGUUGAUUUACAGAUUAGAGAUAUUACUUCUAAUGUUGAGUGGGAGAAAGCUUACCAAUAUGAGAUACCAGUGUUAACUAGAGUCCUUCCUGACGGUACAGAGGAGGUUUUGCCCAGAUUGUCUCCUAGAUUAGGGGUUGAGAUGAUCCAGAAGAAAAUAGCAGCUGCAUUUAGACAGUAAAAUUUCAGGUAUGAGUUGCUUACACAUACUUCAUAUUGUUGUAAGAAAGAAAUAUUCUCUUUUUAAUGAUUCUUGCAUCUUUCUGCUCACAUAAGGAGCUUCACUAUUCACUCAUCUUGAAUACUUAAUUUUUGGUUGACUUUGUCUUCUAAUUGUAUUUUUGACAUUUUUUACUAUUAGCGCGAGGAGUAGUAUUUUAA